Messenger RNA from Stomoxys calcitrans (stable fly), 5294 nucleotides. RefSeq names its product electroneutral sodium bicarbonate exchanger 1 (gene Ndae1). Bases 1448 to 5140 code for a protein of 1230 amino acids. The record is from RefSeq and is a predicted model, not a curated record. The transcript has 14 exons. Gene Ontology annotation, biological process: monoatomic anion transport; transmembrane transport; bicarbonate transport. Gene Ontology annotation, molecular function: solute:inorganic anion antiporter activity; monoatomic anion transmembrane transporter activity; sodium:bicarbonate symporter activity. Gene Ontology annotation, cellular component: plasma membrane. NCBI's taxonomy places the organism in Eukaryota, Metazoa, Arthropoda, Insecta, Diptera, Muscidae.
CGAGCAACGAAAAUUCUGUAUUUUGUGAAAUUUAGGUGCUUCUGUAAUUCUCUGGCAAACGGACGUGUCGAGAACGUGUGCGUCGAUGAGCAAACGGAAAAUUUGUUAGAAUAUUCAAUUUGAUUAAAAACAACAAAAAUAAGAAAAAUUCAUAAAAAAAAAUUAUGCCUAAAAUAUAAAAAUUAUAUGUAAUUAGAAAUCCAAUGUAAUCGUUAAAGGUGGCCGCAAUUAUCAAUUAUUUUAGAAAUAAAUUAAUUAUUUAAAAAUAAAUUAUGAGAAAAUCGUUUAAGUGUAGUGAAAGUGUAACCCUUCCAUGUUUAUGGCCCCCCCUUGGUGAAACCUUUUAAGUGUUAAGUGUUUUUUAUCCAAAAAAUAAAAAAAACCCAAAACAAAACAAGAGAAAAAUCCGUUUUAUUGCUACGAAACCAUCGAUGUUUGUUGGUUGUUGUUGUUAUUGUAUGACCAGUUUUACAACCAUGCUAAGUUUUUAAGAAAAACGUUUUUAAAGCAUUUAUGUUUGGCGAAAACGAAACUCCCCUUAAAAUAUUUGCAACCAUUUAAUGAGGAGUCUUAGAUGUUGGUAAACCGAAACCCUAAUGCAAGGUGUAUCCAAAAGGACCAAUUAAAACCGAAAAAUAUCAAAUUUCGUUUCCAUCAAAAUUUUCUGGCCACAACAAUCGAUAUUUUUGUCCCCCAUACACAAAAUUGGAAAACUAAGGAAACAUCAAAAACCCAUUUAUAAUCCCCUGCCAGUAUUAGGCCAGGCCAGUGAAUGGAUGAUGGGCAUGGCAUGGCAUGAGUCUGCUCUCCCUUGCAAAAACAAUUCAUGAGUAAUUGUCACAUUAAUUGACACAGUUAUGGACACAGAGCCAACGCAGCGCCACACGAACUUCAUCACUCUGUUGGAGACACACUGCCAUAAACUAACCAAAGCAGCAAUCUAGGCUGGCUGCCUAGUGGAGACCCAGUCAACUUUAUUUGGUCUUCUUAACCCAUAUAGCAAGCAGCACAGACCACAUAGCCACCCCACCUACCACAUAGAACAGUAAAGGAUAAGCCAGUAAAUUGAAAAUAGACUUAUAGCCUACCAAACAUAAAAAUAGGCCAUCUUUUUAUAGAGUGUGCGAGCAAAAGAGGGGUCUUUGUUUUUGUUAUUUGCACCAAUAAAAUUCAUAGUCAUCAUCAAACUUCCAUUGUUGGCAACCAUCGCUGUACUGAACUUAAAACAAAUACUUCGACAGCGUUUCUUGUGGCGCGUGCAGAUAAUUCACCUGUAAGCCCCUGAGCCUACUUUGCACUGUAAGCAGCGGUAGUGAGUGAGUGACUAGCCGACAACAUUCGUGGAAUCAUUAGAACAAUUUGGCCAACACCAGCAGUUUUAGAUUUACCUACUUGAAGAAGCUGUCAACCGUACUGUUGUAAAGAAAAUAAACCACGGCCGUGGACCAUGCAUAACUCGAGCGGCGAUGAUGAGGCGCCUAAGGAUCCUCGGAUAGGCGAUCAGGAUUUUAGUCAACAAUUUACAGAAAAUGAUUUUGAAGGACACAGAGCACAUUCCGUAUAUGUGGGUGUACAUGUGCCUGGAGGACGUCGCCACUCUCAAAGGAGGCGCAAACAUCACCAUGGCAAAAGUGACAGCAGCGGUGACGAAAGACAGCCAGAAAUUGAAAGGCCAGUAACGCCACCUGCCCAAAGGGUACAAUUCAUCUUGGGCGAAGAUGCCGAUGAUGCCACCCACGUCUCACAUCCAUUAUUCUCCGAGUAUCUAACACUGGUAAAGGAGGGCGAUGAAAUCGAAUGGAAAGAAACAGCCCGUUGGAUUAAAUUCGAGGAAGAUGUCGAAGAGGGCGGCAAUCGUUGGUCCAAACCCCAUGUGGCGACACUAUCUCUACACUCACUGUUCGAACUUAGAACCCUGCUGUUAAAUGGCUCUGUGAUACUUGACAUGGAGGCUAACAAUUUGGAGCUUAUUGCCGAUCUGGUGUGUGAGAAUAUGGUGAAUGCCCGCACGUUGCCUCCAGACUCCAGGGACAAAGUUAAGGACGCCCUGCUAAGACGUCAUCGUCAUCAGCAUGAGUACAAUAAGAAAACAAAAUUGCCCAUUAUACGCUCACUGGCCGAUAUAGGAAGGAAUCAUUCGUCAUCGAAAAAUUUACAUGCCUCUACCAACUCAUUGCAUGUGAAUGUGUCCUCAACAGGACUAGAUAGCAAUGUGCUGCAUACAUCGACCUCAACAACGCAUUAUUAUACCACUAGUAAGGAUCAACGAGGUUGCUACCUUGCGGUGCCCACAGUGGAGGAGCAUCAUCAUAGCACUUCAUCGACACCGGGUCUAAUGCCAGCAUCGCCAAGUUCAUUGACAGCUCCAAAUAAUGGGAAUGGGAACAAAACCGAUGACAACCUAACAAGUUUAGGCGGACGUUUUUUGACCGUACCGGGUGGCAGUAAGACCCAUAAGACCCAAGUCAUGUCAAAUGAGGACAUGAUAAAGAGUCCCAGCAGCCAAUCGAUGCAGAGGAAUAGCAGUGGCAAUGAUCUCAACGACCAUCGCGGCAACAUGAAUUUCAUGCGUAAAAUACCCCCAGGAGCAGAAGCCAGUAAUAUAUUAGUGGGCGAGGUGGAUUUUCUGGAAAAGCCUUUGGCCGGUUUUAUACGUUUAAAGGAUGCCGCUAUAAUGGGUGAUCUUACAGAAGUGCCAGUACCCACAAGAUUCAUUUUCAUUUUGUUGGGCCCUCCGGGAAGUCAAAGCAAUUUCCAUGAAAUUGGUCGCGCCAUGGCCACCCUAAUGUCAGAUGAAAUCUUCCAUGAGGUUGCCUAUCGUGCCCGCAAACGUGAUCAUUUAUUGGCCGGCAUUGAUGAAUUUUUGGAUGCUGUCACUGUAUUACCUCCCGGUGAAUGGGAUCCCACCAUACGCAUUGAACCACCGGCCGCUGUACCAUCUCAGGAAAUACGCAAACGACCUCCCGAAGCGCCCAAAGAGGCUAUCGAUGAAGAGGAAAUUGAACAGCGUUUGCGCGAGGAAUCUGGUCUUUCGAGAUCAGGUCGGCUGUUUGGCGGCCUUAUAAAUGAUAUUAAACGCAAAACACCAUUCUAUGUGUCGGAUUUUACAGACGCAUUUUCCAUGCAGUGCAUAGCCUCAUGGAUAUUUUUGUAUUUUGCCUGUCUCUCGCCCAUUAUUACUUUCGGUGGUCUUUUGUCACAGGCUACUGGUAAAAAUAUGGCUGCCAUGGAAUCUUUAGUCUCCGGUUUUGUAUGCGGCAUUGGCUAUGGCUUUUUCUCGGGACAACCCUUGACCAUAUUGGGGUCGACGGGUCCGGUGCUGGUUUUCGAAACAAUUGUGUAUGAUUUUUGCCUUAAGCAAGGCUGGGAUUAUAUGACAUUCCGUUUCUGGAUAGGCACUUGGAUAGCUGUGAUAUUACUGAUACUAACAGCAAUAGAUGCCAGUGCUUUGGUAUGCUACAUUACAAGAUUUACCGAGGAGAAUUUUGCCACUCUUAUAGCAUUUAUAUUUAUUAUUAAGGCUGUUGAAAAUGUUUUGAAAAUAGGCAAAACAUUUCCGGUUAAUCAAACGAUGUAUGAUUGUGUUUGUACUCCGCCACUGGGUAGUAAUGCCACAAUUCUGGAUUAUGCCAAAUACAGUAAAGACUACUGUUUAGCCAACAAUGGAACCUUGGUAGGUUUGGAUUGCUCACAACCUGAUACCUCAAAUAUAUUCCUCAUGUCAGUGCUGCUAUUCCUUGGCACAUUUAUCAUAUCGACCAUUUUGAAGGACUUCAAAAACGCUCUCUUCUUCCCCACCGUUGUGCGCCAAUACAUUAGUGAUUUUUCGGUUAUUAUAGCCAUUGUUAGUAUGUCCUUCCUGGAUUACAUGAUGAAAGUUGAAACACCCAAAUUGGAGGUGCCACAUGAGCUAAAACCUACCUUACCGACACGUGAUUGGGUUAUACCACCAUUUACUGAAAACAAUCCUGCAUGGUCGGCCAUUAUAGCCGUCUUCCCAGCCAUGUUGGGCACCAUACUCAUAUUUAUGGAUCAACAGAUUACGGCGGUAAUUGUUAAUCGCAAAGAGAACAAAUUGAAAAAGGGUUGCGGCUAUCAUUUGGAUUUAUUCGUACUGGCAAUUUUAAUACAAAUUUGUAGUGUUAUGGGUUUGCCUUGGUUUGUUGCCGCCACUGUUCUUAGCAUAAAUCAUGUUAAUUCAUUGAAAAAAGAGUCUGAAUGUUCGGCCCCUGGCGAGAAACCCCAAUUUUUGGGCGUACGAGAACAACGUGUUACCCACAUCCUUAUAUUCCUUAGCAUUGGCCUAUCCGUGUAUUUAACACCCAUUCUGUGUCACAUUCCUAUGCCUGUGCUAUUCGGUGUCUUCUUGUAUAUGGGCGUAGCCUCAUUGAAGGGUUUGCAAUUCUUUGAUCGUCUGCUUAUAAUGCUUAUGCCAGCUAAAUAUCAACCGGAUUACAUGUUCCUGAGACAGGUGCCCAUUAAACGAGUCCAUCUCUUCACCAUAAUACAAUUGGCAUGUUUGAUAUGCCUGUGGCUAAUAAAAUCCUUCUCCAGUACCUCUAUACUCUUCCCACUCAUGUUGGUGGUUAUGAUAGGCAUACGCAAGGCUUUGGAUUUGGUAUUUACGCGACGUGAACUCAAGAUACUGGAUGAUAUAAUGCCGGAGAUGACUAAACGACAGGCAGCAGAUGAUUUACAUCAAUUGGAUGCUGAGGAUCACCAUGACAAAUAUGAGAAAUUCAACUCCUCAAUAAAUCCAGGACCCACCACCAUUCACAUUCCCUUAAGAGUUGAAUCCACCACCGAAACAACAUCAGGAAUGCAACCUAAAACUUUAAGUUUACCCCUAAAUGUACCCCAAGAGAUCCAAAGAAACAGCAUAUGGCAACAAUUGCACGAAGAUGGUGGCGGUUCCACUGAUCAAUUAAUUAUACCCAUAAAUUUUAAGGUGCGACAGAUAAAUGGCAGUCAUAAUAAUCAACGUUUAUCCACCAUGAACGAGGAAGAGGAAAUUUUAACCACUCCCAAUAGAGCCAUCAACGAUGUAUCAUCAUUGAGAAGUGAAGCAGCCAAUGCAAAUGGCACCAAUAGAACGCCAAGUAACGCGGAGCAAAGUAAAAAUAUUAUCACGCCCGUCUGAAUUGAAGUCAAUGAAAAUUAUCAAUAACAAACAUAACAUAGCAAGCAAACACAAAAUACGCUACAGAGUAAUAAAGGAAUGCUGUUUUAACUUUUGCUAGCUAUUAUUGUAAUUUGGUAAAUAAAAAUACGGUCAAUUAGUCUUAAAAUUUAAA